Messenger RNA from Felis catus (domestic cat), 5096 nucleotides. It is a transcript of the gene CEACAM16, whose product is annotated as CEA cell adhesion molecule 16, tectorial membrane component. The coding region runs from base 1848 to 3230 and encodes 460 amino acids. The record is from RefSeq and is a predicted model, not a curated record. NCBI's taxonomy places the organism in Eukaryota, Metazoa, Chordata, Mammalia, Carnivora, Felidae. The transcript is spliced from 8 exons.
CACCAGCGGAGGGGCGGGGAGGUGGGGAAUGGGGCGGAUCCGGAAAGGCAAGGACAGCAGACGCUGUGAGUGGUCGGGAGCCGUGGCAGAGUCUGGACAAAAGCCUGGACCUGUUCCAGUACUUUCAGAGCCACGGCCUCCUCCUGCUCCUCAACCAGAUAGCGAAUCACCAGACACCCAGGCCCUCCCUGUCAUCCGCCCCUGGUGUCCACUUCCACAAGCGCUCUGCGCCCCACCCUGUGCUGUCCGGCAAUGGGGACACGGUGGUGACCACAACGACCCAGGUCCUGCCCUCCCAGGACUCACGGUCCAGAUGGGGAGACAGGCCCACCCCCCGACUGUGAGCAGCCAGGGUGGUCAGCGUGCUCUUAACCACCACCACCCCCUCGGAGAGUCCAGGAGGGCUUUCUGGAGGAGGAGGAGGAGGAGUUGGGCAAGCAAUGAAACAGAGCAGAGGGAAGCGGGGAUCUGCUGGGCUGGGAGGGCAGAAGGGAGGCGGAAUAACCGGAGCACAGAGUUCCCGGGAGGAAGGGGUGUCCGAGAGGCCAGUCGAGCCGGCAGGGGCCAGGCCAUGCAGGGCCCCACGGGCCACGCCGAGGAGCUGGGCUUUCUCCCGAGGGCGCCGGGGAGUAACGCAGGUUCUGAGCACCAUGGAAGGAGGGAGGGCGAGACCAGGGCCAGAAACCUGGGAGGACGUGGGAGGGGGCAGCCAGACAAAGGGCAGGAGGGGUGCCUGGACCAGGGCAGGGGCCACAGGGAGGGAGAGAAAGGCACACAUGGGAGAGAGAUUUAAGAGGCAGGGGCCACAGGAUGUGGCGUGCUGGCGGGGAAGCGUCGGGGACAGAGGCCUGGGUCUCUCUGUCCCAGUGACGGGUGGACAGUGUCACCAACCCCUCUGAUAAGAGGACGAGGAGCAGAAGCAGGCCUGAUGCCAAGGUCGGUCUGGGACAAGAGCCCCGCCCUGCAAGGGUAGCUCAGGACACAGUGCCCGAGGAGCAAACUGGGACAGCUGAGCCACAGGGACGGCCCCCUGCCCGGAGGCAGGCCACUGGGGCCCGAGAAGGGCCGGGGACCCAGAAGCCAUCAAGAGCAGCUCAUGGAGACUCGGCAAGGGACUGCCUCCGGCCCCACUUCGGGGAAGUGCAGAGCCAGGGUCAAAACAGGGCCCUCUGUGGCCCCAGAGGCUCCGCAGACCCAUCGGACAGACACGGGAAAGAAGGCCUCAGAAGGAAAGACAGGAUGCGCACUUCUCACCCGGUGCAGGAAGCCAGUCGGCAGCACGGCCCCAAAGAAAGCGCGAACUUGGGCAAGUCAGAGCCCGUGCCUGGCGCCUCAGUUUCCCCAUCUGCAAAUGGGGGUUCGAACAGUGCCCACCUCACAGGAAGUCCCCUGAAAAGAUACCGGAAGGUCACCCACGGCGCAGAGGGUGGAAAGCGGCAGUCGCUGCUGGUUGGUUUUAUUCUUUGGUGACCCCCAAGUGCACCAGGGCCCGGGGUAAGAACUGCCCUAAAAUCUUCCCCCGCCCUCCUCCUCCCUGGCGACCUGGUUCUCCUCCUAGUACCAAACCCCGGGCCCGGGCCCUCGGCACAAGGAGGUUAGGCAGCGCCCCAGGAGGCCCGGCCGGGUCGUGACCCCUGGCCGGUGCCUGCCACACCCGCUCUGGUACCCAAACGGGGCCCCAGAUCCUCGGUGACUCGAUCCCUCCAAAUUCAGGUGAUCUCCCCCGGCUCCAAAUCGCCGAACCCUCCCAGGUCCCGCGCCAGACGGAGCCAGGUCCCAACCAGGAAGGGCCUCGGAGCAUCGGGACGCCAACGCCGCUGUCUUCGAGUCCGGGUUGGGGGUGAAAGAUGGCACUGACGGGGUGCAGCUGGCUCUUCCUCAGCGCCGCCUUCCUGAGCGCGGGGGCCGAAAUCUCUAUCACCCCCGAGCCUGCCCAGCCAGCCGAGGGGGACAACGUCACACUGACCGUCCACGGGCUCUCGGGGGAAGUGCUUGCCUACAACUGGUACGCGGGGCCCACGCUCAGCCUGACGUACCUGGUGGCCAGCUACAUCGUGAGCACGGGCGACGAGACCCCUGGGCCGGCCCACACGGGACGGGAGGCUGUGCGCCCCGACGGCGGCCUGGACAUCCGGGGCGCCCUGCCCGGGCACUCGGGCACCUACAUCCUGCAGACCCUCAACAGGCAGCUCCAGACGGACGUGGGCUACGGACACGUGCAGGUCUAUGAGAUCCUGGCCCAGCCUGUGGUCACGGCCAACAACACGGCACUGGUCGAGCGCCGAGACACCCUGCGCCUGGUGUGCAGCAGCCCCAGCCCCGCUGAGGUCCGCUGGUUCUUCAACGGCGAAGCCCUGCCCAUCGCCAUCCGCCUCGGCCAGUCCCCCGAUGGCCGGGUACUGACCCGGCAUGGCGUCCGCAGAGAGGAGGCGGGAGCCUACCAGUGUGAGGUCUGGAACCCGGUCAGUGUCAGCCGCAGCGAGCCCGUCAACCUGACCGUGUACUAUGGCCCAGAACGCGUGGCCAUCCUCCAAGAUUCCACCACCCGCACGGGCUGUACCAUCAAACUGGACUUCAACACGUCCCUCACCCUGUGGUGCGUGUCCCAGUCCUGCCCAGAGCCCGAGUAUGUGUGGGCCUUCAACGGGCGGGCCCUCAAGAACGGGCAAGACCACCUCAACAUCACUAGCAUGACGGCGGCCCAGGAGGGCACGUACACGUGUAUUGCUAAGAACCCCAAGACCCUGCUUUCCGGAUCCGCCUCGGUGGUGGUCAAGCUCUCCGCGGCAGCGGUCGCCAUGACGAUUGUGCCCGUGCCCACCAGGCCGAUGGAGGGCCAGGAUGUGACGCUGACCGUCCAGGGCUACCCCAAGGACCUGCUGGUCUACGCCUGGUACCGCGGGCCUGCCUCGGAGCCCGGCCGGCUGCUCAGCCAACUGCCGUCAGGCAACUGGAUCGCAGGCCCCGCGCACACAGGCCGGGAGGUGGGCUUCGCCAACUGCUCACUGCUGGUGCAGAAGCUGAACCUCACGGAUGCCGGCCGCUACACCCUCAAGACCGUCACGUUGCAGGGCAAGACCGAGACCCUGGAAGUGGAGCUGCAGGUGGCCCGUGAGUGUGUCAGAGGGUGUAUCUUUUCAGACAGACGCUCCCAAAGCGGGGCUUUGUCUCCUCCAGGGCGGGGAGGGAAGCACAGACAAAGGGUGGAUCGGCGUCCCCAACAGACUUGAAAGAAGGGGCUCCCUCUCCUCCCUCUGACUUGGGGAUCUCCAAAUGGAGUUUUUGGCCUCUUCUGUCAAACCGACAGCCUAGACUAGGGGUAGAUAGGCCUCCUGCAUCAAACUGAAGGCUACCAAAGGGGGAUUCCACGCCUCCUCUCUCAUAUAAGUACACCAGACUGAAGGUCUCAAGAAAGGAGGCACAGUCUGAGCGUAGGGCACCCUUUUUCCUGCAGGUGGGUAGACCUAUUGCCUCCACUACUUUAUUGGGAAAGUGGGCUAAUGAUGGGAGUGUACCUCCCCCAUCAGACUGGAUGUAUAGUAUGAGGGUGGAUCGUAACUCCCUCUUUAGACUGGGAGAUCCUAGACAGUGGGCAUCAUGUCUCGGCCUCUGCAUUAGGGUAAGAGUGAGGACAGAAUUUCUACCAUCAGAGGGGGACAUUUUUCUCUCAAAGUAAAAUAGGAAAAAUCUCCUCCGUUAGGAUAGAGGCUUCUAGGUGAUGGGAAUUUUGUCUCCUCCCUCAGACUGGGAAUUCCCAGUGGUCAGGAGCCAUGUCUCUUCCAUCAGUCCGGGAAUUCCCAGAUGUUGAAGACCAUGUCUUGCCCAUCAUAGUAGGGACUCCCAGAGUCAGGGACCAUGUCUCCUCCAUCAGACUGGGAGCUCCCAGAAACAGGGACCAGGUCUCCUCCAUCAGACUGGAAGUUCUCGGAGGCAAUGAACCAUGUCUCCCACAUCAGACUCGGAGCUCCCAGGGUUAAAGACCAUGUCUCCUCCAUCAGACUGGGAGCUCCCAGAAACAGGGACCAGGUCUCCUCCAUCAGACUGGUAGUUCUCGGAGUCAAUGAACCAUGUCUCCCACAUCAGACUGGGAGCUCCCAGAGUUAAAGACCAUGUCUCCUCCAUCAGACUGGGAGCUCCCAGAGUUAGGGACCAUGUCUCCUCCAUCAGACUGGGAGCUCCCAGAAACAGGGACCAGGUCUCCUCCAUCAGACUGGAAGUUCUCGGAGUCAAUGAACCAUGUCUCCCACAUCAGACUGGGAGCUCCCAGAGUUAAAGACCAUGUCUCCUCCAUCAGACUGGGAGCUCCCAGAAACAGGGACCAGGUCUCCUCCAUCAGACUGGUAGUUCUCGGAGUCAAUGAACCAUGUCUCCCACAUCAGACUGGGAGCUCCCAGAGUUAAAGACCAUGUCUCCUCCAUCAGACUGGGAGCUCCCAGAGUUAAAGACCAUGUCUCUUCCAUCAGACUUGGGGCUCCCAGAACCAAGGACCAUGUCUCCUCCAUCAGACUGGGGGCUCCCAGAGCCAAGGACCAUGUCUCCUCCAUCAGACUGGGAGCUCCCAGGGGCAGGGACCAUAUCUCCUCCAUCAGACUGGGAGCUCCCAGGGGCAGGGACCAUGUCUCCUCCAUCAGACUGGGGGCUCCCAGAGUCAGGGACCAGGACCAUCCCCAUCAGACUAGACAUCCCCAGAGGUCCAAGAGGCCAUGUCCCUGAGGCAGGCUUCAUCCCAUUAGACCAGGAGCUCUCAGACACUGGGAACUUGGUCAUUCUCCAGUCUGGAGCCUCCUCUCCCCCAUCAGACCAGGCAUUUUUGGAAGCCCUGAGUCAGGGAUGGCAUCUCCCAGCUCAGAUGUGAACUUUCUGGGGUCAGGAAAUCAGUCACUGCCAGGCACCCCUUCCUUCAUCAAACCCUGGUCCUGGGUCAGUGCUGGAGGUAGAAUGCUCUUCGAUGACAGCAGGCCACCCCCCCCCCACCCAUGAAGCCUCGGAAAUCCUUUUCACCCUGUCUCUCUUCUCACAGUCAACCUCCCUCCCCUGCAUGAGGACCAACGCCACCUUCCUGAACCUGAACCUGGCACAGGCUGAGCGUGGGGAGG